UGUGACAGAUACUUCAACUGGAAUGGCUGGUAUCGGCUGCUGUACUACGGGAUGAGUGUCCGUAUGCCAGAGAGCUGUGUUGAUGAAUCCAGAUGUGGUACUUAUACCACUCUGUGGCUGAAUGGCUCUCACCCUCAGACAGGGGAUGGAAUAGUCACUCGUGGGGUCUGUGGGAGGUCAGGAAGUGACUGCUGUUACUACAGAUUCAUCCCAAUUCGAGUGAAAGCCUGUCCAGGAAACUAUUAUGUCUAUGAGUUUGUCAGACCAACUAUCUGCACUGCAGCUUACUGUGCAGAUGUCAGCAGCAUGACUCCAACCACUGCCCCAACCACUGCAACCAAUGAUUCUGGACUAAGUACAAUCACCGGGACUCCCAACAACCUCACUUUUGACCCCUGCAAUGUCUCUAGAGGUCUUGAUAAUGACUGGAGAAGUUACUACUAUGUCAGCUACCUUGGGGAAAAGUGCUCAGAUUCCUGA
Molecule: messenger RNA, 480 nt
Organism: Pygocentrus nattereri (red-bellied piranha)
Lineage: Eukaryota; Metazoa; Chordata; Actinopteri; Characiformes; Serrasalmidae
Product: uromodulin-like
Exons: 4
Source: RefSeq, a predicted model, not a curated record